AUGGCGACAACACUUCAUCUCCGGUCCGAGUCGAAGCCCCUUGAGCAUCGAUCUGCCUUGACCCCCAGCACUACCAAAGCCCUAUUGGACGCCGGCUACAAAGUCAAUAUCGAGCGCAGCCCGGAGCGCAUAUUCGAGGACUCCGAGUUUGAAGCUGUGGGCGCAACCCUGGUUCCUGAAGGAUCAUGGAAAGACGCCCCGGCAGACCACAUCAUCGUCGGGCUUAAGGAGCUGCCGGAAGACAAAUUCGCGCUCAAGCACACGCAUGUGCAGUUCGCACACUGCUACAAGAACCAAGGUGGUUGGCAAGACGUGCUGUCCCGCUUCCCGCACGGCGGCGGUACUCUUUUAGACCUCGAAUUUUUAACAGAUGAUGUCGGACGCAGAGUCGCGGCGUUCGGAUAUCAUGCCGGCUAUGCGGGCGCGGCGUUGGCGAUCGAAGCAUGGGCGCACCAAUUGACCAACCCGAGUGAGCCCAUGGGCAGUGUAUCGAGCUACCCAAGUCAAGAUCUUCUCCUCAAAGACGUGCACGCGGCUCUGGAGAAGGGUUCCAAGGUCGCAGGUCGUCAACCACGCGUUCUUGUGAUUGGCGCACUAGGUCGUUGCGGCCGUGGCGCCGUUGAUCUGUGCAAGCAGGCUGGGGUAUCGGACGAGAAUAUCCUCAAAUGGGACCUGCCAGAGACCAAGAAGGGUGGACCUUUCGAAGAGAUUGUCGAGUCAGACAUAUUUGUGAAUUGCAUUUAUUUGAGCGACCCAAUCCCGCCGUUCAUCAACAAACAAUCCCUCUCAUCCCCGAAACGCAACUUGUCAGUCGUCUGCGAUGUGAGUUGCGACACCACGAACCCUCACAACCCGAUCCCCAUCUACACCGAAAACUCGACCUUCGCGAACCCGACACUGCCCGUCCCAGGUUUUGAGAACCCUCCGCUGUGUGUGAUCAGCAUAGACCACCUACCCUCCCUGUUGCCAAGGGAAGCCAGCGAGGCCUUCUCCCAGGCGUUACUGCCGAGUCUGCUGCAGUUGAGGGAAAGGAAGAGCGCGCGGGUGUGGAAGCAGGCGGAGGAGUUAUUCAAUGAGAAGGUAGGCACGCUGCCAGAGGCUAUGAGGGGGGCUUGGAAUAAAAUCACCGGCACCUAG
Molecule: messenger RNA, 1137 nt
Organism: Cladophialophora psammophila CBS 110553
Lineage: Eukaryota; Fungi; Ascomycota; Eurotiomycetes; Chaetothyriales; Herpotrichiellaceae
Product: saccharopine dehydrogenase [NAD+, L-lysine-forming]
Exons: 2
Coding region: 1-1137 (378 amino acids)
Cellular component (GO): cytoplasm
Molecular function (GO): saccharopine dehydrogenase (NAD+, L-lysine-forming) activity
Source: RefSeq, a predicted model, not a curated record